Messenger RNA from Amphibalanus amphitrite, 7302 nucleotides. RefSeq names its product protein polybromo-1-like. Gene Ontology annotation, cellular component: RSC-type complex. The record is from RefSeq and is a predicted model, not a curated record. Gene Ontology annotation, biological process: chromatin remodeling. NCBI's taxonomy places the organism in Eukaryota, Metazoa, Arthropoda, Thecostraca, Balanomorpha, Balanidae. Bases 212 to 6328 code for a protein of 2038 amino acids. The transcript has 33 exons. Gene Ontology annotation, molecular function: protein binding; chromatin binding.
GCCGGCGAUAAACAAAGCCAAAAAAGACGCCAAAAUAGUUAGUCCCGACGCUAGGAUAUCAUUGGAGCGUUUUUUUUUUUAACCAUCGCCCAGUGACUGAAGAAUAUUAAAGCUGAUCAUGGGCAAUUUGCGGAACUGCUAAUUUUUGUGUACAACCUGUGGGUUUUCUUGCAAACACAAGCUACAGGAACCUGCCCCGGUGCCUCUCAGGAUGCCGAAGAGGAAGCGCCUGAGCAGCAGCCACGACGACGACGAGGAGUCUGUGACAUCAGAGUCGAGCUCGGCGGCCCCCAGCGCGGCCGGCAUCGGCACCCGCAAACGGCGCCGCUGUGGCACCGUCUCGCAGGAGCAGCUGAAGCAGCUACUGGAGGCCGUCCUGAACCACAAGCGGGCCGAUGGGUCGUUUGUGUCCGAGACGUUCUACCGGCUGCCCAAGAGGCGACUCAACCCCGACUACUUUGAGACGGUUCAGAAUCCGAUCGACUUUGCCAAGAUCCAGGUGAACCUGAACACGCACCAGUACGAUGAUCUCAGUCAGCUGGCGUCUGACAUUGAGCUGCUGGUGGAGAACGCCAAACAGUACUACCCGCGCUCCAGUCGGGAGUACACGGAUGCCGUGGCGCUGUGGAAUGCCUUCAACGAGCACCGCGCCGCCAUCGUGCCAGAAGAGGCACUCUCGGAAAAGAAAGACGACGAGAAGCCUGAGAAGAUCACACUGCGGAUCGGCAGAAUGCACCGCCGGGGCUCGGAGCCGACGCCGCUGACCGGUGACGAGGAGUCGGAGGCGGGCAGCUCGGCGGCGCCCCGCUCCGAGAGCAGCAACUGGACCCCAGGAGGCCACCCGCGCGACUUCGGACACCGCUCCACCAGCCGCUCCCGACGGAAGACCUCCGCUUCCUCGGUCCUCCUCAGCGCCGCGCUCAAAGCCAGUCCGCCGCCGUCGCCGCCGCCCGCCCUCUCGCCGCCGACAACUCUGUCUCUGCCGCCGUCGACGCCGUCGACGUUUGUGCUGGGCGCUGCCGACAGUCCGCCCAAACUGGAGAGGGAAAUGGGGACGGAGGACGUCGAGGUGGAAAUGUCGGAGCUGACGAGCGGGGAUAAUAGCUACAGCGGAGACCCGGAGAAUCCGGUGGGCCAGAAGGGUGAUGCUGAAAUCCCGUCCGAGGUGGAUGUUAGUGACAGAAGGGCUGGUAGUUUGUGCAUGGACGACAAGUAUGAGGACGAAGACCAUAUUCUCGGCUUGAGCUCGGAUUUUGACAUCGAGUCGGAGGGUUUGACCUUAAAUUCGACUAUUGAUAUCAAGAUGGAAAGUAUUGCACAAACACCGCCGAUUGAAGAGAAUGAAGUCCAGCAAGCUUCCACUAAAAAUUACAAAAGGGCGGUGACUGACCCGGCCGAGAGCCUCUCUCCGAAGGUAGAGACUGAAGGUGACAUGGACAUCGCGAACAACAAUAUCAAAGCUGAACGAACACGGAACAAAAACACCGAAAGCGCGCCUGGUGGCACGCCAAUGGAGGACGAGCCAUCGAGGGCUGGCCCAGACAGCAUGCUUCCUCCCCUUCCCUGCUCUUCUGAGCCUGGGCGGCCUGGCGCGGACUUAAAGCGGCCCACCGGCAGAAUCCUGUACGUGGUCCCGGGCUGGAUGUGUCGCGGCGAGUGCCGGCCUCCCGGCAGCUGGGCUCGCGGCAGGGACCGUUCCCGCGGCAGGGGCUGGUCCCGCGGCAGUAGCAGCCGCGGCAGAGGUCAGCCCCACGGCAGUAGCCGCGGCAGGGGACAACCCCCCUACAGUACGAGCAGCGGCAGGGGCCGGCCGAGGAAGUACCCGCUGGUCCCGUGCACCUGCGGCGGCUGCGGCGCAGGCCCGGAGGUCAGGGUGCUGCACGAAGUCCGCCGGCGCGGUCGGCGACCGUCCACGGUAGCCAGGGCCGCCCGACAGGCCGCCCUGGAGACCGCCGUCCUCAGUCCCAAAGAGCUGGAGGACGCCCUGGAGGAGCUGUUUACGGCCAUCGGCACGGCCACCGACCCGGAGGGCCGCCUGCUCUCCACCUGGUUCCAGCUGGUGCCGCACAGAACGGGCGAGGAGGCAGCUGCGGGUCCCAGUCUUGCCGCCUCGCCCAAACUGCCUGCGUGCCGGUCCGCGGCGGCGGGCUCUCCGCCGACUGACGGCGCCUCAAAGCUGCCGCAGUACUACGACGUCAUCAAGCAGCCGAUGGACCUGAAGAUGGUAGCGCAGCGUAUCCAGGCGUCCGAGUACAGCUCGCUGUCCGAGCUCGAGGCCGACCUGCAGCUGGUCUUCCGCAACGCCUGCACCUUCAACGAGCCCGGCAGCCAGAUCUACAAGGACGCCAAGGUGCUGCGCAAACUGGCGCAGACGCGGCGCGCGGAGAUCGAGCACGCCCGGCUGACGGCCGCCAAGUCCAGCGAGCGCAUCAGGUCGAAGCGCAUUGGCGGCACGGCGUGCCUCUCUGCCGAGCUGUCCCAGCUCACCUAUGACGAGGACGAGGAGCGCAGCAGCUCUGACAGCAACAUGAGCGAGGACAACCCGCUGUGGCAGCUGUUUGACGCCGUGCGCAGCCACACCACGCCCUCUGGUUUCCUGCUGAGUGAGCCGUUCCAGACCCUGCCCUCUCGUCGGCUCUAUCCGGACUACUACGAGGAGAUUAAAAACCCCAUCGCGCUCCGGCAGAUCAAGCGUAAAAUGAAGGACUCGCUGUACUCGGGUAUUCAGGAGAUGGAGGAUGACAUGAACCUGAUGUUCGAGAACGCCCGGCAGUAUAACCCGCCCGACUCCAAGCUCUACAAGGACUCGAUCCGGCUGCAGAAAGUGCUGCAGAAAAAGGUGGCGGAGAUGUCGGCAGACUUCGACGAGGGCGAGGAGGAGAACUCUGAGGAGGACUCGAUGCCCCUGCCGCCGGUGUCCACGCGCAAGGCCAGCCAGCGGCGCGACCACCCAGUGAAAGAGCGCUGCAAACAGCUGUACCGCACCAUCCGCGACUAUGUCAACGACGAGGGUCGCCAGCUGAGCACCGUGUUCACAGAGCUGCCGAGUAGGAAACUCUACCCGGACUACUACGAAAUCAUCGACAGUCCGAUCGACCUGGCGCGCAUCGAGUCCAAGAUCCGCGGCGACCAGUACGAGUCCGAGAGCGAGAUACUGCAGGACUUCAAGCUCAUGUUCAACAACUGCAGGCAGUACAACGAGGAGGGGUCCGUCAUCUACGACGACGCCAACGUGCUGGAGCGCGUGCUCAUGUCGCGUGUGCGCGAGCUGGGGCCGCUGCCCACACAGGACGGCGCGCGCCACAAGCCGCGUGUACUCAGCCGCGCCCAGCUGGUGGAGAAGAUGUGGACCCUGUUCAACACGAUCCGGGACCACAAGGACGCCACCGGCCGGCAGCUGUCGCUUAUCUUCGUCAAACUGCCCUCCAAACUGGAGUACCCGGACUAUUUUGAGGUGAUCAAGAACCCGAUUCAUCUGGAGCGGAUCUCUCAGAAGCUGAAGACGGGCACGUACAACACGCUGGACGAGAUGAUGGCUGACCUGGUGCUCAUGUUCGACAACGCCUGCAAGUACAACGAGCCCGACUCGCAGGUCUACAAGGACGCGCUCAACCUGCACCGCCUGGCGCUGCAGACCAAGCUGCAGCUCACAGAGGACGUCGAGGAGGUCCCCGACGUCAAGACGCAGAUCCAGGAGCUGCUGACGUCGCUGUUUAUCGCCACGUACAACCACCAGGACGCCGACGGACGCUGCUUCUCUGACUCUCUGGCAGAGCUGCCUGAACACGACGAGGUCGAGGGACAGAGCCGUGUGCGCGGCAUCUCGAUGGAGAUCAUCAAGCGCCGGCUGGACCGCGGCCUGUACACGCGGCUGGACGUCUUCCAGGAGGACGUGUUCGCCGUCCUGGACCGCGCGCGCCGCCUCAGCAAGCACGACUCGCAGACGUUCGAGGAUGCCUGCGAGAUGCAGAUGUUCUUCAUCUCGUAUCGUGACGAGCUGUGCCGGAGCGGCACACUGCUCUCGUCGCCAGCUCUAUCCUUCUCCCAGGACAACCUGAAGGAGCUCAUCGCCCAGCUCAAACCCGAGGUCAAAAACGAGGAGGACGAGAGUCAGGACGCCAAGCCGGCGCCGCAGGGGGACGCCAUGAGCUUCAACCAGAUCCAGUACUGCACCGGCGAGUUCGUCUACGUCGAGCCCAAGGACAAGGGCGUCGAAAAGCACAUCGUCAACAUCGAGCGCCUGUGGACCAACAACGAGGGCCAGCAGAUGAUGUACGGCUGCUGGUUCUUCCGGCCCGAGGAGACGUUCCACCUGCACACGCGCAAAUUCCUCGAGAAGGAGGUGUUCAAGUCGGAUCAGCACAUCGGCUGCCCGCUCAGCCAGAUCGUCGGCAAGUGCGCCGUCAUGUCUGUCAAGGACUACUUCCGACUGCAGCCGGAGGGGUACGCGGAGCAGGACGUGUACGUCUGCGAGUCACGCUACUCCAGCAAGUCCAAGACGUUCAAAAAGAUCAAGAUGUACCCGUUCUCUGCGCCGCCUGAGACUCUGCGCGAGCGGGAGGUCCCUCUCGAGCCGCGACGCGUCAUGUCCGUCUUCAAGAAGCGCGUGGAGAAACACAAAGAGGAGCUGGCGGAGCUGGAGGAGUGCGAGAUGAAGAUCCGCACGCGGGAGGUGCCGAACGUCGAGAUCGACAACCGGAGCGCGAUGGACGGCAACACGUACUACGAGCAGCUGAACACGGGCAUGCUGGUGCUGAAGACGGGUGACUGCGUGUACGUCAAGUCGGAGCACAGCAAGCAGGUCAUCGCGCAGGUGGACACCAUGUGGACCACGCCAGACGGCUCUCAGUACUUCCACGGUCCGACGUACAUGACGUCUGCCGAGAUCGCCUCCUCGGUGCAGCAGAUGUUUUACAAACAGGAGGUGUUCGUCUCACUGCUGGAGGACACACACCCCAUGGCGUUCGUCACCGGGAAGUGCUGCGUGCUCGACUACACCGACUACUGCUCUCGCCGUCCCACCGAGAUCCCUGAGGCGGACGUGUACGUCUGUGAGAACCUGUUUGACGAGUCCAAGCGUCAGAUCGUGCCGCGCGGCGGCGACCCCAAGCGCUACGUGCACUCGGAGGCCGUCCUGGAGGACGAGGUGUACCACUUCCGGCGGCUGCUGGUGCUGCGCAAACAGCCGCUGGCCACCAUCCAACAGGAGGCCUCCGAGCGCAUCAAGUCGCUCUUCGCUGAGGCCGUCGGGGUAUCCUCUCCGGCCGGCAGUAAGGUCGGGGACGAGGACUCCCUGGACGGCCCGCCAGCGUCGGUGGGGUCGGCCGAUAAUGCCUCAGUCGGCACACCAGUCAGCAGCUACAAAAAGAGUAAGCGUCUGAAGAUUCUGACGGGCUACAUCCUGUACUCUGCCGACAUCAGGAAGAAGAUCACCUCCAAUAACCCGUCGGCCAACUUUGGUGACAUCAGUCGGCUUGUGGGCACAGAGUGGAAGAACCUCUCGGCGGCCGAGAAGGCCUCCUACGAGGAGCGCGCGGCGCGCAUGAACGCCGACUCUGUGGCCAGUCUGCGAGUGGAGAUGGCGGACACGCCAAGCCGCGCCGUGCUGGGCGCCAGCCUGGUCGGGCCCGACGUGGUGUACGACUGCUGCUGGCUCGGCUGCGACUUCCAGUACGAGGACAUGAGCGAGCUGAUCGACCACUGCAACGCCGAGCCGGGCGGACACGUGCCCGUCUACGCCGCCACCGUCUCUGACGAGUACCAGUGCCAGUGGCGCGGCUGUAAUCGCAUCAAGAAGGGCUCCACGCCGUUCCCGAACGCCGGCCGGCUGAUGCGACACGUCAAGGAGGUGCACAUUCAGAAGAACAACGGCAGGGUGGUGGCGCCGCACGAGCGCGGCAGGAACUUUGUGCCGCGCCGCGGCAGCGCGGCGGCCGGCGCCGCUGCCGGCCAGGGCGGCGCCGUCCGCCAGCACGGCCCCGGCUCGGGCGUGUCCACUCCGACGAGCAGUACGGGCGCACCGGAGCCGCGCUUCGUGGCGGCUCCGGCCCGGCCGCAGCGGCUCCUCCACUCGGAGGCCUACAUCAGGUACAUUGAGACGCUGCAGCCGGAGCGGGCGUCGGUGCCUCAGCAGCAGGGCGGCUGGGAGCGCCAGCUGCACGCCACGCCCGAAACCACGCCGGUACCCGACACGGCCCGGCUGCCCACCCACUGGCUGGCCGACGGACUGGCCGACAGCACAUCCGUGGUCAAGACGCUCUGGCACCUCCGCGACUACCUGAUGAAGGAUGCGCUGGGAAUAUCGCGCGCCUACGAGGGACGCCUCUGAGCAGCCGCUGAGCGGGGAGAGGGGCAGAGGGCUCGUGGGGAGCGAGAGACAAGGAAGUGGACUCGGAGUAAAGAGUGGGAGAAAAGUAGAAUGACAGAUGGAUAGACCUGGAGAGACUUUUAAGAAGCUCUGGAGGUUGGAGUUUAAGUUAGCGACCCUUCUAUCAAAACUCGAGCGCCGAUCAUCAUGCGAUGCGUUGUGAAGCAGAACUCACGUUGACGCGCUGAUCAUGUCUGGAUAAAAUCUGUUCCAACACGGAGCUCAUUACGUGAGUCGUGAUCCCGUCCGCUGACAUCUGGUGAUUUCGGUGGUUGGCUGGGUCCGCGGUGAGCGCUCCCUCUCCGGUCCUCUGCUUACAGUGUCGCCGUUCUGCACCACUCUGUGUGCAGAUCGUCGGCGUGCCUCUGAUCUCUGAACUGUAUGCGUGCCGUGUGUGUCGUGAGUGGUGUUCGUCUAAGAGUGUCUGUCAGGAGCCUUGGGCUUCCGUCGUCCGGGGUUUGGUCUGUUACCGUCUGUCUAAACCAGCACCGCUUUGCUGAGGCGUCCUCCGGGAAGGUCAGUGGAUUCAGCCGUCCCGAGUACGAAUGAUGCGAGUCGUGGGGCACGCUCUGUGCCGUGGUGUGUGUCUGUCUGUGUAUCGUGGGCCCUCGUAUUCUCGCUGUUCACCGUGGACAGAGCUGCGCGGUGGACUGUCCACUGUGGACGUUAGGACGGAGAUCCUUGGACCCGAUGGUGGCGGACUAAGGUAGCUCUGAUGGCGGCCAGUGACGCCCAAUGGGGAACCCUGGGACCCUAUGACGUCGUCUGUGACGCCCUCGGGCAUUCUGCUCCUGUCACGCCGCGAGUGAGCCGCGUCGCCCGGGGUUCUUUUUCACGUGUUCCGUCUCAAAGUUGUGACGUACAAACGGCGGCACGCUCCCGCCAUCCUCUUACAUGUUCGCGCCAAAAGCAAUACACACACGCAUUCUCGUUUC